This is a messenger RNA of Brassica rapa (field mustard), 2013 nucleotides long. Its product is annotated as probable long-chain-alcohol O-fatty-acyltransferase 4. Gene Ontology annotation, biological process: lipid metabolic process. NCBI's taxonomy places the organism in Eukaryota, Viridiplantae, Streptophyta, Magnoliopsida, Brassicales, Brassicaceae. The record is from RefSeq and is a predicted model, not a curated record.
UUUUAAAAACUGGUUCGCUUUCAGAACCUUGUUACAUCGUCUACCUGUAAAAACCACAUGUCCUAAUUCUCUGUUUGGUUCUCGUCUAAUUCACUUUUAUUCUUCUAACACAACCAAUCCGUAAGUUCGAAACCUUAGAGCAUUUCCAAUGUACACCUCUAUAAUUUCCUCUAAAAUAGAGAUCUCUAUUAUAGAGGUGAAAAUGCUCCAAUGUAUGCCUCUAUAAUAGAGUUCCUCUAUUUUAGAGGAAAAUAUAGAGGAAAGUUAUUUUUUGCCUCUAUAUUUAGAGGUGAAAAUAACAUAUCUCUAUAUUUUCCCCUAUAAAUAGAGAAACUCUAUUAUAGAGGCAUACAUUGGAGCAUUUUCACCUCUAUAAUAGAGUUUCUCUAUUUUAAGGGAAAAUAUAGAGAUAGAAAUAAGGGUGGGUUGGAGAUGGUCUUAAUGUUUGCGAAAACGCAAAAAAGAGAUACUACUACAGUACUACUUAUCACCAAGAACCAAAGAUCGUGUGUUUCGGAUUACCCUUUGUUCUAUUGACUAUACGUAACGUGUAACCAAAAUGUUUUAAUUUUGUUUAUUUCUAAACCCCAAAACAAGAAUUCUAAACCCGAAUAUAAAAACCUAGUGCGAAAAACAAAUUAUAAACUAUGAAUAGUAAUGCCUAAAUUCGAAAGUUUUUUAAAUUUUUUUGAAAGAAUGAGUCUUUUUAAUUUAAAGAGAAAGAGACGUGAUUUGUUAACGAUGUGUCUAAUCAAAUUUCCUUUUUGAUUUAUCGGAUUAUUUUAAGUAUGUAAAUAAAGCCAAAACCUCUGUGAUAGGCCAAGAGAAAGAAGAUAGAUCAUAGACUAGAGAUAUGGAGGAAGAUCUCAAGAACUUCAUUAAGGUUUGGGUCUCAGCUAUAAUCUCCAUAUCUUAUUGCUACUACUUAUCAACCAGAUUCAAAGCUGGAGUUUUUCGAUUACUCUUCAUUCUUCCCGUUUGUGUUCAGUUUCUUUUCCUUCCUCUGUGUUUCUCCUCUCUUCACUUCACUGGUUUCACUGUGUUUUCCCUCACAUGGCUAGCUAAUUUCAAGCUCAUCCUCUUCUCUUUCAACAAAGGUCCUCUUUACCCAACUCCCCCUAAUAUCUCUCAGUUCAUCUGCUUCACUUGCUUCCCCAUAAAGCUUCAACAAAACCCUAAACCUCGAAUUCACUUGCCCAAAUGGGUUUUUGCUAUUAGAGUUGCUAUCUUUGGUGUGUUGUUAUAUAUGUAUGAUUACAAAAAAGAUAUGUCUUCAAAUAUGCUAUUGGUUCUCUAUUCUCUUCAUAUAUACUUGGAGUUUGAGAUUCUUUUAGCUCCCUUGAAACUUCUGCUUAGUAUGUUACUUGGGUGCGAUCUCGAGCCUCAGUUCAACGAGCCAUACUUAGCCACCUCUCUUCAAGACUUCUGGGGUCGCCGGUGGAACCUAAUGGUCCCUGCUAUCCUCCGGCCGGCCGUCUACGUUCCGGUGCGACGCAUCACCGAACGGAACAUGAAGUCCGAGCAUGCUAAGUUCUUGGGAGUUUUUGCCACGUUCCUCGUCUCUGGUGCAGUUCACGAGUUGAUCUUCUUCUACUUUACACGUGAAUCGCCUACCGGAGAAGUCACUUUGUACUUUAUAUUACAUGGAGUUUGCACUGCUGCUGAAGUAGCGGCGAAGAGGACAGGCUUGUUGAAGCCGUGGAAGAUGAGUGUGAUGGUAUCAAGGCUGCUCACGGUGGGGUUUGUGGUUGUGACCGGUGGUUGGUUGUUUUUUCCUCCUCUUAUUAGGAGUGGCAUGAUCGAGAGACUCUCUAACGAAGUCUUUUUGUCCACUGACUUCACCAAGCAAAAAGUUUUUAGUAUUUUUGGUGAAUUUUCCAAAAUCUUGGGUUGAUGUUUUCGGUAGCUAAAAUUAUCACUUUUGCUGAAUUUCAGUAGAAAAUUAAACAGAGAUUCUGUGAUUAUCGGGUUUGGUAAAUGUCAAAUCGUGGUGUCACCUACCCGGUUACCAAA